Lingula anatina is the source of this 8408-nucleotide messenger RNA. RefSeq lists its product as uncharacterized. The record is from RefSeq and is a predicted model, not a curated record. NCBI's taxonomy places the organism in Eukaryota, Metazoa, Brachiopoda, Lingulata, Lingulida, Lingulidae. Gene Ontology annotation, biological process: signal transduction. Gene Ontology annotation, molecular function: protein binding.
UUAUGCCGAACCCCAGCUGAGGUCUCCUUCUUGGAAGAGAACACAGAAGUAAACAUUGAUUUCGAUAGCAAAUAUGUGUUUUGGUGACACUGAAAGGUUUGGAUUUGUGCCAAUGUAUUUAUUGCUUAACAUUGACAUGGCCACUAUGACAGACUUUCCUGUAUACGUGAUGUGAGUCAACCCACACCAAUAGGUGAAACAAGCCUGGUCUCCACGAUUUGUAGAUCAGAAUAAAGAUAACAGAUGGGUACCGGAGUAAGUAAAAGCCAUUCUAAAAGCGACGUAAGAGCGCAAGAAACUGGAGUGCACCAUAACCCACCAAGUCCUAGCCAAACAACCAUCACCAAUCAAGGUAGCAGAAUUGAUGUCACACAACUUAGUUCACCGCAGCCAAAAUCUGAGCAUGAACCCUCUAUCAAAGUCGAAGAACAUCGUGGUUCAAGAGUCGGAAGCAACUUAUCAAUACGAAGUAAAACAGGUUCGUUAAACAGAACUAAAACCGGCGUUGCCACCAGUAAAAUAGAUCCAGACCUAUCUUCCUCUCAAUGCCUAGUCAAAGAACCCUUAUCAAGUGAAGAUUGCGAACCUGGCGGUAACAAAGAAGCAACCAGACGUUCAACAAGUGCAAUUUCUCGCCAGAGUUACAGAAAAUUGGAUCCAGAACCCGCACAAGACAGUAAAGACAGUCAAUCUGUGACGUCAAAUCAGGUGAACGUUUCCCACUCAGGAAGGGAGAAAAACGGCUUUCCAGAACAAGACAUAUCGCACGAAAGGACCAGCCAAAAACUAAAAAUGGAAACAAGUGAAGUAUUUGAAAACCAUUCCAUUCACAGAGAUGGUGAGGUGUCGGCAAUAUCAUUACCUUUGCAACAUCAGCAGGACCAAGGUGCUCAUAUGAGAGCCACCAAUGAAAUAGAUGACCAAGGAGACAGAAAUAACAAAGAAGAAUUGGAUGAAGUUAUCAAGGAAAUUUUUGAUAACUUCCAAGACUCAGAAAACAGUGUAAGCAAAACUGGUCACAGCUCAAGUGAUCUUGAGGCAUUUUCAGAAGCUCCUAAUGCAAACAGCGAAAUUGGUACACGCAAAACAGGAGAAAAUGAUAUUGAACAGUUAUACCAAGAUGCGUUUCAUGAAGAUUUCCCUUCAGAUAACAGGGACAUGGAGGAUAAAGAUGCGCAACACGGCAAUCGUACCCAACAGAAUGUAGAUUGUAGCAAUAGUAAAAUUGUCCAGCAAGAAAAUUUGCAUACAUUGGAAAAUUUUGGAAAUGAUAUCUCCCGACCAGAAAUAGAAACAUGUGACAAUGAAAACCAGCAGAACAUAGAUAUUCAAAGUGAAAACUCCGAAGGCUCGUAUACAUACAGCGAAUUCAACGAUGAAGAAAACGAUGCAAUUACACCGGGUUACAUGGACCAUGAAAAUUCUAUUGAAGAAGCGAAUGAAAACCAGCAGAACAUACAUAUUGAAGAGAACACUGAUGCGAAACCGUUUCAACGUAAAAACUCGGAAGACUCGUAUACAUACAGUGAAUUCAAUGAUGAAAAAAAUGAUGCAAUUAAAGACGGUUAUAUGGACUAUGAAAAUUCUAGUGAAGAAGCGAAUGAAAACAAAACUGAGCAGUCAAGGCAUUCAAACAAUCAUCAAGAAACGGGUGAUAUAGAAAAACAGGAGGAGGGGAAUUUAAAUGGCGAGGUUGAAGACGUGCGAGUCGAUGAUGGGGGAUCAGAAAAAAUGAACCUUAAGAACUUGCAUAAGCAAGGGCAACACUCCCAAGGAACAGAUGAAAAAUUGUUUUCUACACAAACAGACGGUGCUAGUAUUGAUCUACCUAUUGAAAGAGGGACCAAAAGAGAACGAAUUCCCUCAAAUGAAUUGCCCAACCAGAGCACGACGCAAGGGUCCGCUGGUCAAUUGGAGGAGGAAAAAUUAGAAAACACAGAAUAUGAACAUUUAAACAAGCAAAGUGAUUCUACAGCCUCCGCAAGUCUCCCCAGUCAACACUUGCAAGAGGAAGAUGAAGAAACAUACAGAGCUAGUCUUGAACUGCCUUCGGAUGCAGGGAGCAAACGUUCAGUAGAAUAUGAAUCCAAAUCUCAGAAAGAAAUGUCCAACAAGAACACGGCUAGAGAGUCUGUCGGCCAAAUAAAAAAGGACAAAACAGAUUAUACAGAAAAUGAUCACUUGCACAAGCAAAGUGAUUCUUCGGAUUCAGCAAGUUUGCAGAGUCAGCACUUCCAAGAGGUGAAGGAAGAAUUUUCUUCUGCUGAAACAGACAGAGCUAGUUUUUAUCUACCCUCUGGUACAGCGAUCAAGGAUUUGAUUGAAGAUGAAUCUACAACCCUUAAAGAAUCACCCAAGCAGAAAACGUCUAAAGAGUCCGUCAACCCACAGGAUGAGAACAAAACUGAAAAUCGAGCAAGUUUCAAAGAUGACGACCAUGUAACUGAAGAUGCCUCAGGAAUAAAAAAUAACUCGCCAGAUGAUGUGAAACGUUCAAGACAAGUUACAGAAACCCCAGCUGCAAAACGACGAGUAAGCCGAAAGGACAGAGCACCAAGAGAAAGAAGAAGGAAACAACUAGCCAAGAGCCCGGCAAGGACACUUCCAAGUCUUCCCCCAGAGAACCAUCCACGAAAACUGGUCUUGGCUAUUUCUUUACAGGGAGACACAACAGAUCCUUGGGAAUUAUACUGGGAUGGGAAGAAUUUGCCAGCUGAGAUGUUUGAAGACACACACUAUCAUCCGCCAAACAUUGAUCUUAAAGAUCACUUUAUUGAAUCAAUACCUGACGAAAUUGAAGCGUUUGCUGACACACUUACCGUUGUUAACUUCAAAGGCAACAACCUAUCUAAGUUACCCCUGGGUUUCUUUCGUUUAAAGAAUCUGAAGAAACUUAAUCUUAGUGUUAACUGCUUCACUGAAAUUUCAAAAGAAUUUGAAAAACUUACAGCAUUGGAAGACCUAGUGAUGUCACAUAAUUAUAUUGAGAACGUCGACGGCAACGGUCCACCUAUUCUCCAAACAUUAGAUUUGAGUCACAACUGUACGCUGUCUCACGGGGAGUUGUUUUAUUCUUUGCUUGAUUGGCAGAGUCUGUCCACUUUGAAUUUGGCUGGAAAUCAAAUUGAAAAAAUCCCGGACAACAUUUCCGAUCUAGAAGAGCUAUUGGAACUAAAUGUGUCUUUUAACGAACUUACUGAAAUACCGGGAGAACUAUUUGAACUGGAAAGUCUUCAGAGCCUCGACCUCAGCCACAACUUCAUAAAGAAAGUAGGUGAACCUUCCCUUGAUAGCCAGUUAGAAAGACUUGAUGUUUCAGCAAACUACCUUGAGGCUAUACCGCUCUCAACCCAUUUCAAGAAACUAAAACAUUUCAAGUGUUCUAACAACUAUAUAGAAAAGGUCCAGCAUAGCCUUAGCUACUGUUCAUCGUUAGAAUAUGUCGACCUUUCGGAAAAUUACAUCACCAUUUUUGAUUUGGCGGGUGAGACGCUACCAUCACUGGAUCAAUUAAUCCUAGACGAAAACUACCUCCAGGAUUUUCCAAAAGAUGUGAGUGCUCUCCAGAACAUACGGGUAUUGUCUUGCAAGAGAAAUGUUAUAACAUUUCUCGACGUUCCAAAAGAAAUAAUCAGUUUGGAAGAGCUCUAUCUGAAUGACAACAGCAUAAGUGGAGUGCACACUUUUUUGCCACGUGGUCUGCCAUCCCUGAAGUUAUUGGACGUGUCCAAUAAUCAGAUAAAACACCUUCCUGGUUCUUUCUCAGAAUUCGAACAUUUGGAGACGUUGAAUUUAAACGGAAAUAAAUUCAUCCAUUUUCCAGAUAUCCUCCGUAAUGGUCUUCCACGGCUCACUAAUCUGGCCUUGGAUGGCAGUAAAGACAUGCUUCAUGAAUUGGAGGACCAGUCUUUGGUGUUGAAUUGCAGUGGAAGAAUGAAGGACUUACAUCUUGCUCACCACGAAUUGGAAGCUAUUCCAGAUACGUUAGCAACCUUAACAAAUAUUGAGCGCCUGAACGUGUCUGGGAACAAGCUCAAAAAGCUCCCCAAGAGAUUACUCAUGAACAUGUCCAAGUUGAAACACUUAGACUUGUCACACAAUGAGUUCGACCAGGUUCCACAGGAGUUUCGAUCACAAACCAACGAAGUCACACAUCUUGAUCUUCAAGGGAACAAAAUCUCCGCACUGCCAAUUCACUUUUCCAAAAUGAAAACGGUUGAAGAGUUGCAUAUUGGACGAAAUGCGCUAUGUGGCUUACCUCCCAAGUUUAUUGAAAUGAAAGAUAUCACCAAACUACAGUUAUCACAUAAUCCCUUCAGCAACGUGCCCUGCGUGAUCUGGAAAUUGCAACACUUACAACACCUUGAAAUGAACAAUUGCCAACUGAAGAUAUUUGAUGUAGAUCGUUCUGCGACAUCUAUCCAUCACAACCUACGGUUCCUCGACGUAGGGAGCAAUCAGCUAGAAGAAAUUGACGAAUCAGUGGUUCUUUGUACCUCACUGGAGGAGUGCGAAUUUUCGCAUAACAACAUAUCUGAAAUUGAUGAUAUUCCAAUUGGGGAGUUGACGGCACUUCAAAAAUUAGACAUGAGUUAUAAUGCAUUUGACUGCUUUCCGACUAAGGUGUUUGAGUGCAGUGCAUUAGAACAGCUGGAUUUAUCCAAUAACAAGAUCGACACAAUGGAGGAAGGCAAUGUUGACCCAAAGAAUAAUAUAAGGAUACUAAAUUUGUCCUUUAAUAAACUCCAAGGUAUCCCAGUGGCUCUGAAACACCUUAGACGUCUAGAAAAAUUAGACAUCAAGGACAACAGAAUCGAGAAAAUAUCCGACAAAAUGGAAGAUGGAAUCCCUCGCCUGAAAAGUAUCAACAUCAGCAACAACAAACUACAGUUUAUCCCAAAAACGGUUGGAAUGUCCACAAGACAACUUGACCACUGCUCGUUAACCAAUAAUAAGAUUCAAGAUAUAUCAAGCUGGGAAGCAAGAUCAGCAAUUCUGCAACUUGAUUUAAAUGACCUUCAUGCACUUCCAGAGGCAUUAAUGGGAAAGCAAGGCUUGCGUGAUCUCCACGUUAUGAGCAACAAACUACAAGAGCUAACCUUCCCCAGAAAUCGAGGACGCUCCUGCAUGACUUUGCAAUCUCUUAACGUCUCGCAUAACCAUUCAGAGAAUCUUGCAAACUCUUCUCCAUUCAAUAUGCGGAAUGGGAUUGCAGUGUUGCAAUUCUUGCUUGAGCUCGAGAUUGAUGGUCUGCGCCUCAAUAGUCUUCCAGAUGACAUUGGCGAUCUCAAAUAUCUGAGAAAAUUAACUGUACGUGGCAAUAACUUGACUACCGUGCCCGCUUGUGUGUCUCGCCUUCGCAGACUGAAGUACCUGGAUAUGUCCGAUAACAACUUGACAGAACCUACCACAAAGGAAAUGGAAUUUCUCCUGACAGCCAUAGAUAUCUGCGAGGUGAACAUGAGCAGGAACAAACUCACCUGUGUACCACUACCUGCGAAACAGGAGCUGAAGUCAAAACUGGAGAGAUUCUUUCUCAGUGAUAAUCAGAUUUCAGUCAUUGAUCGAUUGAUAACAGAGCUAUCUUAUAUGAAAGAAUUACAUCUGGAUUCCAACAAGCUGAAAUACGUUCCUGAGCGUGUGUUCUACAACAAAGCCCUCCAGAAACUGACAGUUAACAAGAAUUGCAUUACAGCCAUCCAUGUACCCGAAGCUGAAGCGCUUGAGGAUUCAAGUCUGAAGGUUUUGGAAGUUUCUAACAACAAGCUGACUGAAGUGGAUAGCUCCCUUGCACUAUUCGGUAGACUGGAAUCAUUGGAUCUGAGCUAUAACAAUAUAUCAAAGCUUCCACCAAAUGCUGGUCUGUUUGCGAAAUUAAAGAUGAGAGGACUUGUUCUCACAGGAAAUCCUGCUCUUCAGACUUUUGCAGAAGAAGUCCUUCGCGACUAUCUCACAAAGACAGACGCCGUCUUGAAGGCAAAGCAAGGGGUCAAGUUAUUUUUUCAUGGGAGGCAGACAAAAGAUAUGAAUCUGGUGGCCGGAGCACUAAUGCACAAAACGGAAGACGAGAACAGCUCACCACAAACACUUGAUGGUAUUGCAGUGCCCUUCAACUUUGAUCUUGACAAUUUCCAAGUCAGUGCAUUUAUCUGCAAUUCCGAUUUCCGCUACACGGUGCAGCAGUUAGCUUCCACUGGUACCAUUCACGUUAUUGUCUUCAAUCUAGAUGACUUCAAGGACGAGGACACUUCUGACGUCACGUUCACCACCCAAAUCAGCUGCUUCAUUUCUGAAGUAACAGCCUCAAUGCCAUUUCCAAUAUUGCGAGUUGUUGCUGUAAACAAGAGUUUCAGAAUUGACAGUGAUCCUCUCCGAAGAGCCACAGGACGAGUGGAAGACCAGCUGCGUUCAUUUGCUGCCUCCCUGAAUGAGCGAUUGCUCUCUAAAACCGCGCUUCCUGAGGGGAGCAAGUCAGCGUUAAAACGAGCAGAGCACGUCAUGGACAUGUGGAAUAUGCCCUCAAGUGUAACAUGCGUCAGUGUCGAACACAUUGAGGACGAGAUCAGAGACAUUCAAGACGAUCUGCGAGAUGUUCUUUCACAUGAACUCAGUUUUCCACGACCGCCUGUCCUUGGAGAUCUGUGGGUGUUCUUCCUGGGAAAACUGUUUGAGCGAAGAGAUGAAGAAACAAAACCCGUGAACUAUCUCACCAGACAUGAGUGCAUUUCCAUAGCAAAAGAAUGUGGGAUUGCCGACGACCAAAUCAACCGUUUUAUAGAUACCUUCUUGUACCAUUUACACGAGACAGGAAAAGCCUUUUGCCUAGAAGAGGACGGCGAAGUGAGAAUGAUUUUCACAGAAAAAGAGAGAUAUCUGGAUAUGCUCAGCUGUGUAUUGAGCAGCAAAAACCCAGAGCUUUCAUCCCGAAAUGUGCAGCAGCUGCUAGACAAGGCAAACCGUUGGAAAUUUUCGGCCGUGGACGUGAUAUACGUUUUGAAUAGAAUGGAAUAUCUUGUACAAACAACACCAGAAACACAUUUUUGUCCUGCGCUGGCCAAGACACCAGGUGCCGCUGCAGUCCUAAAAAAACUAGGAGACAUCAAAAAAGUAAAAUCGUCCAACGAAGAAAUUCAAAUUGCAGCAGCUGUUACCUCUAUCUUUCCAUUCGGCGCUUUCUUCCAGCUACAGUAUAACAUCUUUCACAACGAGAAACUUCAAGUCAAAGAUGGCUCGAUUAACAUCAAGAGCGACGGUGUUUGGGGGGAAUGCAAUGGCUGCAAGUUCUUCCUUAGUUUACAAAACACAGAAGACAGUGCCAAAUACGGUUUCUAUAACGACAAGACUGUCUUUCUAAUCCGCAUUCAAGGUGAAGUCGAAGACGAUGCAUAUGACCAUGGUAUACAGACAGUAUAUCAACACAAAACGCUGGAGAAGAGGAGAGAAGUGACUGCUGACGAUGGGUUCUCAGAGGUCGUGAAGGUGCUGGAUGCCAUAUUCGACUCUCUAGAAAAGGUGAAAUUGAAGUACCCAGGUAUAUCCUACAGAACAGGGGAGGUGCGAUAUAUCCUGGGAGACCCGCCAGACAGCAUAAAUUUCGGCGACAGAGUAACCAGACUGGUGUCUCGAAAGCUUGGUGGUGACUGGAAAGAGUUUGCAAACCAACUUCCACUGGAUGCUGAUAAAAAACAGAAGGUCUUACGAGCUGCCCAAAGUAAGACUGCUACGACUGACAUGGACAGAACGAAACUGCUUCUCAAGGAAUGGAAAAAGAUAUCUGGAAAGAAAGCUGAUGUCAUCAACCUAUGUAAAGCUCUUAGAGCUUGCAACAAUGGUGCAGUCGCGGACAAAGUGGACGCGUUAGUGAAAAGCCAUGGAAAACUGAGAAAUGAGCCCAUUUAGACGGAAAAUUGAUGAGACUUGCAAAACCAAACACAUUCACGAUGCUGGGCAUAAGAACUAUUCCAUGUCAAUUUUCUCACUUUCAGUUACAUUGGUCGAAUUUACAUCAGUCAUAUUGUUUACGUGAAGACAAUUUACAAUACAAAACCAUACGUAUUGCAAUUUGAACCAGACUAGUUAAAACCGAAAACGAAACUCUUCUUCCGUUGAAAAGUACUCAUCUAGGAAGAGACAGAUUUCUUUGGAGAUUAUUGCAUUCAUUUAAAUUGGAUUAAAAUUUCAAAUAAAAAAUUAGAGUAUGUAAAACCAAAUUUUAACAGGACACAGAAAUAUUGAAUUUUAUGUUGGUGCUCAGAUCAAGUCACUAUUAACCCAAUACAUAUUUUUUUGCUUUAAUGGUGCUCUUAUUCACCGUAAUAACAUUGGAAAAUUUAAACAUAUAUUUAGUCACUUUAUGAAUGAACAUUUUGUUCACUCAUUUCUGUGCAAAUGUACAAAAUACUAUUAAA